AUGGCCAUUAGUAAGGACUUUACGGUCGCAGUGAUUGGUGGCGGUCUCGUAGGCGUUCUGUGUGCCAUCGCACUCGGCCGUGCAGGCAUAAAAGUCGACAUUUUCGAGGCUGCACACAAGUACGAUGAGAUUGGCGCCGGCAUUGGUAUAGGUCCGAACUCGGUCCGUGUUCUGAAGGAUAUGGGUAUUUUCGACGACUUCCUUGCCGUCUCCGAGAAUCGUGAUACCUUACCUUUGAUCACUUUCGUCCGUGGCGCGGACCCUCAUGACGAGAUACUCCAGUACACAGACCACAUUUUCGAGGUCGGGGGAUAUGGACUACAUCGCGCCGCCUUUCUCAAGGCUCUCGCUGAUCUUCUGCCAGCCGGGGUAGUACACUCGCACUUCCAGAAGCGCUGCAUCUCCAUUGCAUCCUCGAGCAACGGGCGUCCCCGCGUGCACUUCGCGGAUGGCAGUAUGCAUGAAGCGGAUCUCAUCAUCGGUGCUGAUGGUCUCAAGAGUGCAGUCCGAACGCAAGUGUUCGGGGAAAGAGGCUCAGGGCUCGUCGAUACGGGCUCGCGCGCAUAUCGGCAGAUCAUUCCUAUGCAACGCUUGCUCGAUGCAGGCAUCAAGGAGGAGAUGCUUCGACCCAAGGCGCGGAUUUGGCUGGGCGCCCAAGACAAGUACAUGAUAGCGUACCCAAUUGUGAAUGGAACGGUGCUCAAUGUUGCGGCCUUCACUCUCGAUCGUACUCAAGAGAUGGUUCCCGCUAACUCCGAAGUCCCAUGGCUCAAACCCGCGUCCACCGGCGAAUUGCUUUCCGCAUUCCAAGACUUUGGGGAAGAAGCACGCGCUAUACUAGGCUGCAUGGAGGCCCCGAAUAAGUGGAACCUCCAUGCUCUGCACCCGUUACCUGAGGCUCUGGUCUCCGUGGCACCUGAUAAAAAGGCGGCGAACAAGGACAAGCCCGUCUCUGUUGUCCUCGUGGGCGACGCGGCGCAUGCCAUGCUCCCCCAUCUCGGCGCAGGCGCCGGGACAGGCAUAGAAGACGCUUACGUGCUUACAAGUCUGCUCACGCACCCUCAGACACGGCUGGCCAAUCUUAGCGAGGUCCUUUGUGCGUAUGAUGUUGUCCGUGGACCGCGCAUUUCGGACAUCAUGAGUAGGAGCAUUCGCGCGGGUGACAUAUAUCAUGGCUACGGCCCCAGUGGCGCGACGGACGAAGGCCGUCGGCGGGACUUGGAUGCUCAGUGGCAGCCAAUCUGGCAUCACGAUCUUUCUGUAGAUGUCAGGCAGGCAGUUGAAUCGCUACAGCGGAAGGAUUACUUUGAACGCGAGUAG
Messenger RNA from Peniophora sp. CBMAI 1063, 1320 nucleotides. The record is from the annotation of a GenBank genome assembly. Lineage: Eukaryota; Fungi; Basidiomycota; Agaricomycetes; Russulales; Peniophoraceae.